GUGGAGAGGAAUGGCUCCUCCCCAUUGGCUGUUGCUGUUUGCACUCAGUUGCUUUAUCAGUCUUUGAUAACAGCUGAAGGGCAGAGUAACCCCUGCAUGACAGAUGAAAGAUCGGCCAAGUGCUGCAAAAGACAGUUACAUUGAUCCAGCCUGGUGAAGACAUCUGGAGACCAUGACUAAGAAAAGAAUUGCUGUGAUUGGAGGAGGUGCAAGCGGGCUCUCUUCUAUCAAGUGCUGCCUGGAAGAAGGCUUGGAACCAGUCUGUUUUGAAAGGACUCACGACAUCGGAGGACUCUGGAGGUUCCAGGAAAAUCCUGAAGAAGGAAGGGCCAGCAUUUACAAAUCAGUGAUCAUCAACACUUCUAAGGAGAUGAUGUGCUUCAGUGACUAUCCCAUCCCAGAUCAUUAUCCUAACUUCAUGCACAACUCCCAGGUCCUGGAGUAUUUCAGGAUGUAUGCCAAAGAAUUUGAUCUUCUAAAAUAUAUUCGAUUCAAGACCACUGUGUGCAGUGUGAAGAAGCAGCCUGAUUUCUCCACUUCAGGCCAAUGGGAGGUAGUUACAGAAUCUGAAGGGGAAAAGGAGGUAAAUGUCUUUGAUGGAGUCAUGGUUUGCACCGGCCAUCACACCAAUGCUCACUUACCCUUGGAAAGCUUCCCUGGAAUUGAGAAGUUCAAAGGACAGUACUUCCAUAGCCGGGACUAUAAGAAUCCAGAGAGUUUCACUGGAAAGAGAGUCAUUGUAAUUGGCAUUGGAAAUUCUGGAGGGGAUCUGGCUGUGGAAAUUUCCCACACAGCCAAGCAGGUUUUCCUCAGCACCAGGAGAGGAUCUUGGGUCCUGAAUCGUGUAGCAGACUAUGGAUAUCCCCUUGAUGUGUUAGUCUCUUCUCGAUUUAAACAUUUUCUUUUGAAGAUCUGUGGUCAAUCAUUAGCAAACAAUUUUUUGGAGAAAAAGAUGAACCAAAGGUUUGACCAUGAAAUGUUUGGCCUAAAGCCUAAACACAGAGCUCUGAGUCAGCAUCCAACAGUGAAUGAUGAACUGCCAAAUCGUAUAAUUUCUGGCUUGGUGAAGGUGAAAGGAAAUGUGAAGGAGUUCACAGAGACAGCCGCCCUAUUUGAAGAUGGUUCCAGGGAGGAUGACAUUGAUGCUGUUAUCUUUGCCACAGGCUAUACUUUUGCCUUUCCUUUUCUUGAAGAUUCUGUUCAAGUAGUCAAAAACAAGAUAUCCCUAUAUAAAAAUGUCUUCCCUCCUAACCUGGAAAAGCCAACUCUUGCAAUCAUAGGCUUGAUCCAGCCUUUGGGUGCCAUUAUGCCGAUUUCAGAGCUCCAAGGACGCUGGGUCACUCAAGUAUUUAAAGGGCUAAAGACAUUGCCCUCACAAAGCAAAAUGAAAGCAGAGAUAGCUAAGGUUCAAGAGCAAAUGGCAAAAAGGUAUGUGGAGAGCCAACGCCAUACCAUUCAGGGAGACUAUAUAGAUACCAUGGAAGAGCUGGCUGAUCUCGUGGGUGUCAGGCCCAGUCUGCUGUCUCUGGCCUUCACUGACCCUAAAUUGGCAAUACAGAUCAUCUGGGGACCCUGCACUCCAAUCCAGUAUCGUCUACAAGGCCCUGGAAAAUGGGAUGGAGCCCGAAAAGCUAUCCUCACCACAGAAGAUCGUAUCAGGAAGCCACUGAUGACAAGAGUUAUCGAACACACUAAUUCCACGACUUCAACAAUAACAAUGGCUAAGUGUAUGCUGGCUGUUGUUUUCUUUGCUAUAAUUGUGACCUACUUUUAGCUGUCCCAUUUGUCAUUGCCCCAGUUUUCUUUGGAAAGCUGCAUCUAGAGAUGCCUUCAGAAUCUGAUGAGAUUGAACAGCUCUUGGCUUCACAUUGUUCAGGAAUCUACUUUUCUCUUGCCAAAGCAUUAAUCUUCUUUCCUCUUUUCCUUACAGUGAGACUCUAGCUUUUCAUUCAUAUUGAUUUCCCUCCCGUCCUCUUGUGACCCACCACUUUUUCCUUUCAAUAACCCCUGGACUAUGAGCUCAAGUAUCCUUUCAGUCAUCUUUGUAAGUCCUUAGCAGACUUCUUGACAUGUGGUAUGUGCUUGAUAAAUGUUGUCAAUAUUA
Molecule: messenger RNA, 2104 nt
Organism: Herpailurus yagouaroundi (jaguarundi)
Lineage: Eukaryota; Metazoa; Chordata; Mammalia; Carnivora; Felidae
Gene: FMO5
Product: flavin containing dimethylaniline monoxygenase 5
Exons: 9
Coding region: 173-1774 (533 amino acids)
Molecular function (GO): N,N-dimethylaniline monooxygenase activity; flavin adenine dinucleotide binding; NADP binding
Source: RefSeq, a predicted model, not a curated record